AUUAUUUGCCGAAUCGAUAAAACAUUUCAAAAGUAUGCAGCUACUACUGAUACUUUAUAAUGUUGCUUAUAUAUAUGCUCAACAAAAUUGGCGUAAAGUUUAUCUUGAAGAUCCAAAAGGAAUUUUAACUGGAGAAAAGCGCAUAUUCAAUAAAGUUGCUGAGUAUGCAGAUUUAGGUUACGAAUAUGAAAAUGGAAAAGUUUGGCCAAAACCGCAAUCAGAAGAUCGAUCUGAAGACGAGCAAUAUACAGUUGAUCCUAAAACAUUUAAAUUUGAAUCUAUUGGAAAACAUGCUGUAAUAAGUAAUGCUUUAAGUCGUUAUCAAGAAUUGACAUUCCAAAAUAAAGAGUAUCUUCCCGAUAACAAUCUAAAAAGAGUUAAAUCUCUAGUCAUUACUGUUGAAGAUCUUAACGAACCACUUUCGGCUGAUAGUGAUGAGUCUUAUAAGUUAAAUGUAUCUGCACCUACUUCAUCAUUAAAAGCUAAAAGUGUUUGGGGCGCUUUAAGAGGUUUAGAAUCCUUUUCUCAAGUUGUUCAUAGAAAUGGUACAUCAUACAGAAUUCCUAAAACAUAUAUUGAUGAUUUUCCUCGAUUUAAAUUUCGUGGAUUUUUAAUUGACACGUCCCGUCAUUAUCUUCCGGUAUCUAAAAUAUUUCAGAUAUUAGAUGCUCUAGCUUACAGUAAGUUUAAUGUUCUUCACUGGCACAUUGUGGAUGAUCCUUCCUUUCCAUAUGUAAGUAAGAAAUUUCCAGAGUUACACAAGAAAGGUGCAUUCAAUGAAAAGACACACGUUUAUAAACCUGCCCAAGUUCAAGAUAUUAUAGAAUAUGCAAAACUACGAGGAAUCAGAGUUAUGCCUGAGUUUGAUACACCUGGUCACACUCACUCAUGGGGUGGAAUUCCAGGCCUUUUGACCGAAUGUACAUACACAAAUCAACAAGAAGAGAUAUUUUUAGAUAUGAAAGGGCCUAUAAAUCCAGUACGCAAUGGAAGUUAUGAGUUUUUAAAAGACUUUUUUAAGGAGAUUUCAGAGGUAUUUCCAGAUGAUUAUAUUCAUCUUGGAGGCGAUGAAGUGGAUUUCGCAUGUUGGUUAAGCAACGCGGAAGUUGUGCAAUGGCUUCAAGAAAAUUUUAAAUUAGGAAACGGCUCAACCUUGCACACAUACUUUCUUCAAAGAUUAACAAAGAUUGUAUCUGAUUUAAAGAAAAAGUAUAUAGUAUGGCAAGAGGUUUUUGACGAUGGCGUAAAAAUUGAGAACGAUACUGUUGUAAACGUUUGGAAAGAAAAUUGGAAAGAAGAAAUGAAUCGUGUCACUUCAGCUGGCUUUAAAGCAAUUUUAUCUUCGUGUUGGUAUCUUAAUUAUAUAAAAUACGGGUUAGAUUGGCCAAGACUUUACAAAUGUGACCCCCAAGACUUUAAUGGAACGAAAGAACAAAAAGAAUUAGUUAUGGGAGGAUCCGCAGCUAUAUGGGGUGAAUACGUUGAUACAACAAACGUUAUACAAAGAUCAUUUGGUAGAGCAUUUGCGGUAGCUGAACGUUUAUGGAGUCACAAAGACACAACUGAUAUUUCUGAAGCUCUAAUAAGAAUUUGGGAACAUAGAUGUAGGUAUAUUGAUCGUGGAAUUCCGGCUGAACCAGUAACUAGAAGUAAAUUUUGCCGAAACGAAUAUGAAAACAUUGUUUAGAGAAACUAACAAAAAAAGAUUUUCAGAGACAAAAAAGAAAAACAAUAAUUUUAAUUCUAUAAAAUCGUGCUGCAAUAAUAUUCUA
Molecule: messenger RNA, 1772 nt
Organism: Hydra vulgaris (swiftwater hydra)
Lineage: Eukaryota; Metazoa; Cnidaria; Hydrozoa; Anthoathecata; Hydridae
Product: beta-hexosaminidase subunit alpha
Biological process (GO): carbohydrate metabolic process; glycosaminoglycan metabolic process; ganglioside catabolic process
Cellular component (GO): lysosome; membrane
Molecular function (GO): beta-N-acetylhexosaminidase activity
Source: RefSeq, a predicted model, not a curated record